GGGUAGAGAAGCCUAAUGGCGACCGGUGGCGAGUAGAUGGAACCACCUAGGCUGCGGGGAGAGGGCGGGACCGCCCUUAUACGGCGAGGGGUCGGCUUUGGACGGUACCACCUGUGUGGAGAGAGGGCUGCCUCGGUCCGUCCCACUUGUAGUGAGCAGAGGGUCGCUUUCGGGCGGUACCACUUGGAUGGAGCCGAGGGACUAAUCGGACGGCCUCGGUUCUGAGCUUGUUCCACCUCCUUCCCCCGGGAAUGGCGUUGUCUGGGUCGACCCCGGCCCCGAGCUGGGAGGAGGAUGAAUGCUUGGACUACUACGGGAUGCUGUCGCUUCACCGUAUGUUCGAGGUGGUGGGCGGGCAACUGACCGAGUGCGAGCUGGAGCUCCUGGCCUUCCUGCUGGACGAGGCCCCCGGCGCCGCUGGCGGUUUGGCCCGUGCCCGCAGUGGCCUGGAGCUGCUGCUGGAGCUGGAGCGCCGCGGGCAGUGCGACGAGAGCAACCUGCGGCUGCUGGGGCAACUCCUGCGUGUGCUGGCCCGCCACGACCUGCUGCCGCACCUGGCGCGCAAGCGGCGCCGGCCAGUAUCUCCGGAACGAUACAGCUAUGGCACCUCCAGUUCUUCAAAGAGGACAGAGGGCAGCUGUCGGCGCCGUCGGGAGUCAAGCAGUUCUUCAGAUUCUCACCAGGGUCAGUGGGAGACAGGCUCCCCACCAACCAAGCGGCAGCGGCGGAGUCGGGGGCGGCCCAGCGGUGGUGCCAGACGGCGGCGGAGAGGGGGUCCAGCUGCCCCCCAGCAGCAGCAGGAGCCAGCCAGGCCUGCCUCUGAAGGCAAAGUGACCUGUGACAUCCGGCUCCGGGUUCGAGCAGAGUACUGUGAGCAUGGGCCAGCCUUGGAGCAGGGUGUGGCAUCCCGGAGGCCCCAGGCACUGGCGCGGCAGCUGGACGUGUUUGGGCAGGCCACUGCAGUACUGCGCUCAAGGGACCUGGGCUCCGUGGUGUGCGACAUCAAGUUCUCAGAGCUCUCCUAUCUGGACGCCUUCUGGGGUGACUACCUGAGUGGUGCCCUGCUGCAGGCCCUACGGGGCGUGUUCCUGACUGAGGCCCUGCGUGAGGCUGUGGGCCGGGAGGCUGUCCGCCUGCUGGUCAGCGUGGACGAGGCCGACUAUGAGGCUGGCCGGCGCCGCCUGUUGCUGAUGGAGGAGGAGGGGGGGCGGCGCCUGACGGAGGCCUCCUGAUCCCGGAUCUGGCAGGACUGACCCCACCUCCGAGUCUCCGGGCCACCUUCACCCCUGGAGGACAACCAUCUCUGCCCCUAGAGGACUGUCACUUCAGCAGCUGAGGACUGUGACCGGACCAGGAUGGCACUCCCCUUGACAGCCCCCUUGCACAGGAUGUGGGCUCUGAGGCCUAAACAAACCACUUCCAGCUGAGUUUCCUUCCCAAACUCCCCCCACCCUCGUGUGUUCCCUGAGCCUCUGGCAGCCAGGUGCCCCUGUGUCCCUGAAGGGAGGGAGGCGUAGCCACACACUCACCAAUGGCCCCCUGCACAUCGUGUCUCUGAUCUUGGGCUGUCUGCACGUGCAUGCGUGCGCACACACUCAUACACACUGCCCCCUCUGAAAUCUUCCCACAGCCCCUGCCCUGGCCUGUUCCACACACUUCUUUGGCCUAAGGGCUUCUCUCUCAGGAUCUCUGAUUUGACCACCCCCAACCUGGACUUCAGCCACACCAGUGGGCACUGGAGCUAGGGUGCUCAUGGGGCCUGCUCACUUUUCCCACACAUCUCUGGCUGGGGCUCUGCCCAGCUUCCACACACAGACCCAGCUCUCCUCACCUUCUCUCUGCUUCCCAGAGCUAGACACAGACUCGCACCCAGACCCUCACACGUGGGUGUUGUGGCAGCAUCAGACCAAGGCCUGCUGUUGCCCAUGGGGCCAGGACCACGAAACAACUGCCUUCUUGAAAAGGGAAAGCAGAGGUUUGGGGGCUGAUGGGAAAGACCUUUCUCAAAUGGCACCAAUAAAACUGCCCUGGAAGGGGCAUAGGUGGGCAUCAGGCUUUCUAGGACUCUUUUUUUUUUUUUUUUAAUUUUUCUCUUUUUUUAGAGAUGAAGUCUUGCUGUGUAAAGAUCUAAGAUUUGAGGUUCUUCUCUAUUUGGGGCUACCUGUGCUUGGAGGUGGGAGCUGCUGCUUACUUUAGCCUCUACUGGACUCCCAACUAUGGGGCUAAAUUCCAGGAUCCGCGUCUCAAGCCCUGAGUAUUGUCUCCUGCCGCUUUUGAGUGACGGACCCCGCCCCCUGACUGGACACGUCCUGGCCUCCGCCCCCUGCUUCAGUUCCAGGCCCAGGCUGGUCUCGAACUUCUGGGUUCAUGUGGUCCUCCCACCUUGAUAAGUGCCUCCCAAGUAGCUGGGACUAUAGACUCAUGCUAUGACGCUUGGCUUUGGAUUCUUGAUGUGCUAAGAGGAGGAGUGUUCCUGGCCCAGUGUUAGGGGCUAGAGGGUGGGCGGGAUGCUAGAUAUCUGCCAUCUGCUACCACACGCUUAUCGUACUCUCUGGACCUCAAUUUCCUCAUCUGUCAAAAAGUAGGAAGUACAGUACUGCCUUGGAGUUAUAAAUUCUUCCAGCCCUGUC
Molecule: messenger RNA, 2630 nt
Organism: Microcebus murinus (gray mouse lemur)
Lineage: Eukaryota; Metazoa; Chordata; Mammalia; Primates; Cheirogaleidae
Source: RefSeq, a predicted model, not a curated record